Messenger RNA from Lolium rigidum, 920 nucleotides. Its product is annotated as protein H2A.5-like. Gene Ontology annotation, molecular function: protein heterodimerization activity; RNA binding; DNA binding. The record is from RefSeq and is a predicted model, not a curated record. Lineage: Eukaryota; Viridiplantae; Streptophyta; Magnoliopsida; Poales; Poaceae. Bases 1 to 621 code for a protein of 206 amino acids. The transcript is spliced from 7 exons. Gene Ontology annotation, cellular component: nucleosome.
AUGGCCGGAAGGAAGGGAGGCGACAGGAAGAAGGCGGUGAGCCGCUCCGUGAAGGCCGGGCUCCAGUUCCCCGUCGGCCGCAUCGGGCGCUUCCUCAAGAAGGGCCGCUACGCGCAGCGCGUCGGCUCCGGCGCCCCCGUCUACCUCGCCGCAGUCCUCGAGUACCUCGCCGCGGAGGUCCUGGAGCUCGCCGGGAACGCCGCCAAGGACAACAAGAAGACCCGCAUCAUGCCGCGCCACCUGAUGCUCGCCAUCCGCAACGACGAGGAGUUCGGGAAGCUUCUGUCGGGAGUCACCAUCGCGCACGGCGGCGUCCUCCCCAACAUCCACUCCGUGCUGCUCCCCAAGAAGGCUGCCGAGAAGGCCGAGAAGGCUGCCGAGAAGGCGGAAUUUUCAGGUCUGUCCUAUGACACCAAUGAGAUUGCUCUCAAGGAUGCAUUCUCUCAGCACGACCAUGUUACCGAAGUGAAAGUGUUAUGCGAUCCUGUGACGGGAAAAUCCAAAGGAUGCGGUUUCGUCAAGUUCUCUUCGGAAGAUGAAACAGCUGCAGCGUUGGAGAAGAUGAUUGAUGAGGCGCUUGAUGGUAGGAACAUACGGGUGCACUGCGCAAACCGCGGAUGAUCCGCUGUUGUUUCUGCUGAUGACAUGAGCAAGGUACAAGCUGGCAAUCAUAUAUGCUGAUAAUGAAGAUGAUGUUGGAGAUUUGGUCAGCAAGCAUGCUGACAUGCUGGUUGUGCAGUCGUAAGGGUUGGCUGGAGAUUUUCCGCUUGAGAUAUCAAAUCUUACUGGGAAUAUUACUCCCUGGACGUCACUAUCAUUUCGCCGAGAUGGCAUUUUAUUUUAAGUUGUAUAAAAUCUUAUCUGGAAUGCUGAAUCAUCCUGCUUGUUGAUUGCAAUCGCAGCGCAUUAUUCUUGUUAAA